AUGUUAUACUUCUUAUAAUCAAUUGAUCAAUUUGGAGCUUAGUAAAAAUUAUAAAUUCCUCCAAUAAAUCCUACAUAAAGAAGCGCUUUUGGUGGAUUAGUAACUUUAACUUUGUAUGGAAUAAGUUUAGGAUAUUUUCUUUACUAAUUGAUUGAUUGGCAAUAGAACAAUAAACUUCCAAAAAUCACAUCUCUUUAAGAAGAAAUUUAUGAUAAUUAGUAGUUGGAAAUAAAAGGUGUGUUUGCUGAAAUAAGUUAUUUUAAAGAACUUAUAAAUUAAAUAGAUCCUUUUGAUCCUUAGAAUUUGAUUUUAUAACCUAUUGUGGCAAGCACGACAAAUUUCUAUGAUAAUGUAAUAAUUUUAUUAAAUAGAUGAAAAUUAUCAAUUCUAAGUUUACAAAAAAUAGUUCAUAUAGUGCAUAAGCAUUUUAUUCAAUAGCUAUGGAAGAUGUUUUAAUCUAAAACUCACCCGUGAAUUCAUAAAAUUAUUAAUAUACUAAUUAUUAAUUAACUAUUGGAUACUGUAAUCCAAAGAAACUAUAGGAUGGAUAAAAAUGUGCAGAUUAAGAUUAAAUCGAUAAAUUUUUAUUAUAAGAUAAUUACUUUUAAUUGGUGAUAUUUAUAGAAUAAUUUGAUCCAAAAAAUAAAUAAAUUACUAAAGUUCCAAGAUAUUUCGUUUUUGAUAUGAUAGAUACUCAAAUGUUCUAACAUUAGUUUGUUUUAAAAGCAGGAGAGCUGACUAUGGAUGAUGGAUUUUUAUUUCCAAAUUCAAAAAAAUAUACGUAUCUUGCAGAUAUGAAUAUCAUAACUACUUAAUAUGAUCAGAAGUUUACCAAAAAAGCAUAUGGUGAGGAAUUAUUUUCAAUUUUAUAUUUUAAUUUAGAUUAAAUAAAAAUAGUAAAUAUGGUUGAAUAUCCAAAAAUAUCAGAAAUAUUAGCAGAUACAGGUUCAAUAAUAUCUUGGAUACUUUCAAUAUCAUUUAUUGUAUCAAAAUAUAAUGAAAAUAUUUGUUUAUAAAAAACAUAAAAAGAAGUUAUUUAAAUGUAUUAUAAUGAUUUUAUUGAUUUUAAAAUAAAAAAGAAUUUGUUAGGAAAAAUAAAAAGUGUAAAUUAUAAAGAAAAAGAAUAUGAUCCUUAAAAAUCAGAAGAAAUAUUAUAAAAAUUAGAUUAAAUUGUUAUUGAAAAAAUGAAUUAUUUAAAUUUAUAAAAUGAAGUAGCUAAGUAAAUAUUUUUUAUUAAAUUUAAUUUAGAUUAUAAUAAAUUUUAUAAGAACAUUUAGGAUUAGAAAAAAUUAAAAAAUAUUUAGAAUCUAAAUCUAAAUUAGAACUUCUUUUUGAUAAAUUAGGUGUACCUGA
This is a messenger RNA of Paramecium sonneborni, 1353 nucleotides long. The record is from the annotation of a GenBank genome assembly. Lineage: Eukaryota; Ciliophora; Oligohymenophorea; Peniculida; Parameciidae.